Cantharellus anzutake is the source of this 1863-nucleotide messenger RNA. Its product is annotated as tetrapyrrole methylase. The coding region runs from base 1 to 1863 and encodes 620 amino acids. The transcript has 4 exons. Gene Ontology annotation, molecular function: uroporphyrin-III C-methyltransferase activity. Gene Ontology annotation, biological process: siroheme biosynthetic process. Lineage: Eukaryota; Fungi; Basidiomycota; Agaricomycetes; Cantharellales; Hydnaceae. The record is from RefSeq and is a predicted model, not a curated record.
AUGAUCCAAUACCCAGCGCCUACAGGUGGCGCCUCCCUCAUGUUAUGCUUCAAACCAACCGGUAAAUCUAUCCUUAUCGUAGGAUCAAACCAUCUUGCGGCCUCUCGGACAUUCUCAUCUCUCGAAGCGGACGCAAAAAUUGUCAUUGCGUCAUCCGCACCUCGCUCUGAGGCCUGUGGCGAGCUGCGAUGGAGAUUAGAGAACGGGCAAAUAUCUCAAUGGUUCAACUUGGAUCCUGGACUCGAUGGCGCAGAUAUUGCAGACCUGCUCGAUGAUCAUCUCGACAUCACUCUCGUUUGCAUAACGGAUACACUAGUGGGCCCUGAUACAAGAAACCGUCGUUCGUUUGCAUCUGCAUCUCUGAUAAAGCACAUAUGCGCCAAGCGGAGAGUACCCAUUACCGUCGCCGAUAUUCCUCCUCUUUGCGAUUUUGUUUUUCCAUCCACACACCGCUUCGACCUGAAAUCCUCUAAUCUGUCUUCUCAUCUCCAGAUUGGUAUCACUACGAAUGGAAGAGGUUGCAGGCUUUCCGGUCGCAUCAAACGCGACAUCGUAUGUAAAUUGAACCCUUCGUUCCCCGAUGCCGUAGAGAAAAUGGGUGAACUGCGAGAUAUGGCUAGGAGUGAACAGCCCCUUCCCAACGGAGCAGUCAUAGAUGAACUGGACAGGGAUGAUGACGCAGGGGCCACACCGCUCAAUGCACCCGUGACUCAGCUAAACACUGCUGUACUCGCUCAGGAGGGUCCAGCAGAUGUGGCCUCUAGGAGGAUGAGGUGGGUGUCACAGGUAAGCCAAUACUGGCCUGUGGAUCGACUUGCGUCGUUAGACAAGGAUACGAUGAGCCAAAUACUUGCUCAUUCCUUGCAUCACGCGAAUGGUGGUUCAGCGAAUGGCGAUGGGGUAACAUCAAGCCAUGCAGCUGAGCUGCGGACUCAAUCUCGGCAUGGCAUCCACCUCCCCCGCAUCAGACCGCAAGGGAAAAUAUAUCUCGUCGGCGCUGGGACAGGUCACCCUUCCAUGCUUACCGUUGGAGCAAAAAAGUGCCUAACCGAACUUGCCACACGCGUACUAUCCGACAAGCUGGUGCCGGCGGAAAUUAUUGCCCUUAUCCCAUCUCAUAUACCUGUAUACAUUGCCAAAAAAUUCCCAGGAAACUCAGAAGGCGCACAGAAUGAAUUGUUGAAUAUGGCUCUUGAGGGUGCGCGGAACGGUGAAGUCGUCGUGCGGUUAAAACAGGGAGACCCAAUGGUGUAUGGCCGAGGUGGCGAAGAAGUCCUCCAUUUUAGAAAGCAUGGUUUCGAACCGAUUGUCAUACCUGGUAUAUCCUCUGCGCUCGCAGGUCCUCGGGGUGUCUCUGAGAUGUUAUUAAUUGGUACGGGUGUAGGGCGGAACGGUAAAGAGGUUGAAUUACCAGGUUACGAGCGUUCCAGGACACUUGUUAUCCUUAUGGGCGUUGCGAGGUUACCGCAGCUCGUCGGGAAUCUCACGAAGCGUGCCGAUGGGGACGUGGGACGGAGAGCGAAGGGGGCUGGGUCACCAUACCCUGAUUAUUUACCGAUUGCAGUUAUCGAGCGGGCAUCUAGCGUGGAUCAGAGACUUGUUGCGUCGACACUUGAUGGGAUCGUAGAUGCUAUGGAACGAGUGGGAGAACAGCGGCCACCAGGGAUGAUGGUUGUUGGAUGGGCCGUCCUUUCCCUUGAAGGGGAAGGGGAUUUGACCGUUUUGGAUGAUGUGGCCAAAUGCAACGACGAUGAAGGUGUGCUGGAAAAGAGGGAUAUGGAAAGGGUAGAUAGGUGGCUUGGGGGAACCAAACAUGUUGUGAGGGACGGGCUAGGGAGUGCGUGGCAGGAAUUUCUGGAUUAG